AUGCAGCUGCUUCCCUUGACCUUCGUAUUCGUUCGCCUUGCUUUCAUCCUACUCAAACACGCCAUCAACAAGAUGCAAAACCAAAGCAAUGCACCUUUUCCUUUCAUGGAGCUACCACCAGAGCUACGGGACAUGGUCUAUGAAAACCUAUUGGAGGAUCCUCAUUACCCACCGCCUCGACCAUGCCCCAAGACUCGCGGCCCCAGCUGGCUACCAAGCAUGCCUCAAAUCGGGUCUACAGAUGCUGAGACUACGCGCCACAAGAGCAACCUUCUGUUCCUAGCCAACAAACAGAUCUAUUCCGAGUACAUGGAUAUCAUGUGCAAGAAGACUACAUUCCACAUGACGGUCGCUCCGCACAACUACACGCCACCUGCCACACCCGCCGAAGAAGAGAAAGAUAUCUGGCAGAUUUCGCCCCAGGUACUCAAGCAAAUGAAGAGAUGCGACAUUAAACUCGUCACUACGAGUACCAUGCUCGGGGUUUCGGACCCGCGCAACAUGAAACCGGAAGAAUGGGCGCUGGCCCGCCAGAUGCGUCGUCAACUCUCCGAAGUUGAAAACAUAUCUGAGCUCAACCUGCACGUCAAAGCUAUCGGCGACCCUCUAUGGAACCCGCUUUGGGUCUGGUACCAUGCAACCCAAGCACUCAGGGGAAUGGGCUCCGCAGAAAACGACAAUGACUGGGCGAAGGUUGAGGUUGUCGGCGCCGAGAUCCAGCCCUCUAAGCUCGACCAAAGUGCAGAGAUCAAAGGCAUCACAUCAACUAGUCCGGCAUCAUCUGGGCCCAAGUUCAACCGCAUUACCUUUUCCCUCGACAUGUGGUCGCCGGGCGAAAACUACCUCAUGCGCGACCCAGCAAGCAACAACCAAUGGGCAUGGUGGUGUCUAAAGGGCCACUGCGUAGGCCAAGUUGGCUCAGAGUUGACGGUCCGCCAGUUCUGCAGCUGGCUGUAUGAUUGUCCGACGUGCUACUCCGAAGAGAACGAAGACGAGUGA
Messenger RNA from Didymosphaeria variabile, 999 nucleotides. RefSeq lists its product as uncharacterized. The record is from RefSeq and is a predicted model, not a curated record. Lineage: Eukaryota; Fungi; Ascomycota; Dothideomycetes; Pleosporales; Didymosphaeriaceae. The transcript is spliced from 2 exons. The coding region runs from base 1 to 999 and encodes 332 amino acids.